UCUCGUUUAAUUAUUUAAGAUGCAAACCGAUGAGCUCGAUGUCCUAUUCCGUCUUGCCUUUGUUGUGUUAUGCUUGGGUGUGUUGAUAUGCGUUUAUAACAUAACAAGACCCAGAGGUAUAUCAAACGCAUUCAAUAAUGCAGAGGGAGCAAGACAAGACAUGGCUGAGGCGGAGGUACGCGGUGAACAGAUUACCAGCGCAUUCAAUAACGACAAGAACGGCAUACAAAAUCAUAGGAGGGCUAGAAUUGGACGUGAUGAAACAAGCAAGGCAGAGAAUUCCGAGAGAGUGAAUCAAGCAGCAAUUGAGUACGUGCCUGGAGAAAAGCAGCGGCUUACUUAUAGAGAUAAAAGUAAUUAAGACCUUAAUUCAGUGAGAAGCACCAGAAGGAAUCUAAUCUGUAACAUUCAAUUUGCAAUCUAUUGCAAUUGAACUUUAUCGUACUAUUACGUUGAAUUUAUUUUAAGCUUUCAUGAAAUGGUUGUAUUCUCUUAAUGUUAUGUACUUUCACAUAAAUGAUUUUGU
Messenger RNA from Vigna umbellata (rice bean), 526 nucleotides. The record is from RefSeq and is a predicted model, not a curated record. NCBI's taxonomy places the organism in Eukaryota, Viridiplantae, Streptophyta, Magnoliopsida, Fabales, Fabaceae.